GGUGACGGAGACAACCGAUAGGAACUCCGGAAGCGUCGUCGUUACUGGUCACUGUCAGCCCGUUGUUAGAGCGAUGUGUUGCUGCUGCUGAGGAUACGGCUGCGUUGGAGCCGGAGUUUAGCUGAAGCAAGACACCAAAAUGUACUAAGAAGGCUUUCCCAAUUUAAGAAACUAGGAAUAUUAAGGUGUCAGCAGGCCUGCCAGUAUACACAUGUACUUCAUCCUGAAUGCUGGUCCAGGAGGCACAAACCACAGCAUGUUAUUGUAACAAGAGAAGACAUUAGGGCAGGAUGCAGUCUUCAAACCACCGACUGCGAGAUAUGGAGCAGCACCACCCGCUGCUGUCGGCUGGGGCAGAUGUCGAGACAGGGAGCCUGGCAGGCGGAGUGAUGGUCGGGGGUCCCCACACGGGCCACACAGCAGGGAAUCGCACACUGUGGUUCAUUCAGGACAGCUGUGGUAUGGUGUGUGCAACCAUGACCUGGUUCCUGGUGCUGUACGCUGAAUUUGUGGUGAACUUUGUCAUGCUGCUGCCUAGCAAGAGUUUCUGGUACUCGCUGCUGAAUGGGGCCACCUUCAACUCCCUGGCUGUGCUUGCGUUGGCCUCACACCUGCGCACCAUGUUAACUGACCCGGGUGCAGUUCCAAAGGGUAAUGCAACCAAGGAGUACAUGGAGAGCUUACAGCUGAAGCCUGGUGAGGUCAUCUACAAGUGCCCAAAGUGCUGCAGCAUCAAGCCUGAGAGGGCACAUCAUUGCAGUAUUUGUAAAAGAUGCAUCAAGAAGAUGGAUCACCACUGUCCUUGGGUCAAUAACUGUGUGGGAGAAAAGAAUCAGAGAUUCUUUGUACUUUUCACUAUGUACAUAGCCUUGAUUUCCGCCCAUGCCCUGGGCCUCAGUGGUAUGCACUUCUUCACCUGUAUUAAAGCCCAGUGGAACGAAUGCAGUGACUUCUCUCCAGGAGUGUCUGUGCUGCUGCUGAUCUUCCUCUGUCUCGAAGCCAUCCUCUUCCUCACUUUCACAGCUGUAAUGUUUGGUACACAGAUCCACUCCAUCUGCAAUGAUGAGACGGAGAUUGAGCGUCUUAAAAAUGAGAAGCCCACAUGGGAACGUCGCAUGAGAUGGGAUGGAAUGAAAGCUGUAUUCGGGGGUCCACCUUCCCUGCUGUGGUGCAAUCCGUUCACAGGGCUGCGUCUGCGGCGCCUGCUGCUGUUGACCCACGGUCGCCGCGGCGGGUCUGAGUUUUCUGUCUGAGAGGAAGGGCAGACUGUUGCAGGUCACCAACACCUGACCAUCUCUAAAGCAAGAUUUCUUGUCUGCCCAUCUUGGCCAGAGUUAAGAUGGACCUCUGCUCCCUGCGGCUGUCCUUCUUGUGUGGGUGACAGAGGAAGACAAGCUGGUCCAGUGGGAUCCCAGCGCAUCAAAACACUGAAACCACUGAAAGUUUGUAUGCUCACUCACAUGCUGAUGUAGAUCCAACACAUUUGAUCUGCACAAAUAUGCUGAAUAACUGGAAUACUGCUUCUGACAUGACCAGCCUGUUGGUUUGUUUGUGUGUUUCUUGGAAAAACAUACAGUAUGUAACUCAAGUGAGUCUUUUAUUCCUAGUGAGAUCGUGCAAGGUUCAGCUUAACUCAACUGCUGCAUCUUCAGUACACAACUUCAGCAGUUUGUUUUAUUUGCUGCACACAUGAGAUUCAAGAUUAGUGUUUUUUUGUGAGGGGAGAUCAGCAACAUAUUUUUCAUCAUCACUGGACCUCAAUGUGGAGAUGCUUGAAACUGCGUAUUUGACCCAGACAAGGGAGUCACAGUCAAGGACAUGCACUACUUACAUGGCACUUGAGAAAAGCUCUGGAUGUGGAGCACAGUGGACAUCUGAUAUGGAACUGGGCUGCCUUGAUUUGCAUGUAUAAGAGCUCAGUCAGUCAGCAUCUCAGCCAGGAAAUGAGGCUUUCACAACCUUCAAAUGAACAAACAGGCUACCGUGAACAAACCUCAUACUUAUUCAAAACGACUCAAUGGCUUUGCCUACUGGUUCAUCUUCCUUGUCAUAUUUUCCUACUGGGACUGAAAUUGUUGAUUUUUCUCUUUUUUAAAUAACUGCUGAAGCUUCUUUCUCACAGUGACCCACCUCUCAACAGUUGAUCAUAAUCACUCACUGAAGAAGACUACUGUUACUCUGACUCUUCAUUUACAUCGCCAUUUUGUAUUAGUUUUAUGUACUGUAUGUGUUCAUAAAUUUGCCAUUCCACCACUCUUUCAUGCUGCUCCACAUCUCAUUCUCUGCAAACGAUCCAUGACCCCCUAACCCACCCUGGAGAUUGCUGAUAUGUCUGCCUGCCUGUGUUUUCAUUCAUGUGGACCAAACGGGUUGGCUACUGAAAAUGCUGGAUGUUAUUAAGUUUGACUGGUUAUAAAUGUUUUUCCUACAUGUUGAAAGGUGGAGGCUACUUUUGUGUACAGUAAGAACCCACGUGCAGGGACAGCUGCAAGAACAGAAAAACAACCUUACAAAUCCCUUGAGAAAGAGCCAAGUUUCAGACAUUGUGGUUUUGUAUGCUUCCUGGCCACCGUGCGGUGCCACAUUUUGAGAACUUAAACACUAGCACAACCUCCUUUGGCUCAUUGUGAGCUCAUUCUGAUCCACAGAGCCAAGCUCCACUGUGCAGUCUGCCUGUAGAAGUAAAAAGGAACUGCUUUGCUGAAAAAGACCGAGGUGCCAGGCUGAUUAUACAAGCUCUGAUACUGAACAAAGUCUCAGAGAUCUCAACUUUUUCUUUUGAAGCCUUUCCUACAUCACUCCAGAAAUGGCAGCCCUGUAACAUCUAGUGGCAGGACAGUAGCAGAUACUCUCCCAUUGUUAUUAGAGCACCUAUCCAUGCCUUUAAAAUCUUUCAGUCAAAUGAAUUUAUCAGCUUGAAAGGUAUUUUGCCAUUAUUGCUAUAUUUAUCAUUAUAUUUAUGUAAGUGUUUUCUCAUUUUGUAACAACUUGUCUCUUAUUUUUACAUAAUCAUUGGGCCCAUUUGCACUGGAUUAAUGUGGAUUUUUGAAUCUAGACUCCAGGAGACAAGUCCUAACUGGUGGGCUGGUAAUGUCAAAUCCAGAAUCUAAAAGUCUAAUUUUUAUCAUGUAUUGGACAAUAUACUGCUGUUUGUUCUCAUCUGUGGUUGUCAGGAGAAGGAACUCUGUCUCCAUUGUUUACACUAAAUGAUGAUAUCUGAUGCUCUUUAGGUGUAAUGUUUUAAGAAAUGUGCUGUUGUUAGAAUGUAAAACUUAUCUAUGUUGGGAAUAAGGGACACAACACUGAAAGCUAACCGAUAUCAGGGGAUUUUAUUAAUGCUGGCCACUAAUUUCUCAUUUUAUUAUGCUAGACUGCCUCAGCAACAGUUUUCUGAUUAAAUAUUAGGAGAAUGUGACUUUCUGUUGAAGUCCGUUAUCCUAACAUGCUCAGCAUACUUUUGUGAGGUGCAAACUGAAGACAAGAAUUGAAGACAAGUCAAGUUUGACCAAACAAACAUGUCAAUAAAAAUGACAAACAACCUGGUUUUCAUUUAUAAAUAUGCACAAGAUGAUUAAGAAAACAACAGGAAAAUUCUUGCUGCUUGGUUUGGCUGAUGCACAAAUAUGUUGCUUGUCAAACAGCAGCUAUUAUUAAAAGUAUUUGCAAGUGUUGGUGGCAGAGUUGCCCACAGAGCCAUGAGAGGCCUGAACACAAAAUGUCAUUAGACUAGAAGUAAAUAAAUAAGGAAUUGAGGUAACUGUGGAUGGACUAAUACAUUUCGAAACUGUUAGUUGCAUUUGUUGGAAGUUGCAGGGCAUCAUAGCUAAUGAUGGAUUGACAAGUAUUGCUGUGUUGACCAAGUGUGAGUAUUUGGUGUUGACUGGUAUAGUAAACAAUAACUUGCUUGGUUGCUGUGUUUCACAAUAGGACAGUCAUCCUUCAUGACCAAACAAAGAUGCUGUAAACAUAAGGUUUUAAAUUGGGGUUCUGUUUCAGAGUAUGUCAUUUUGUAUUCAUGCUCAGCAAUAGAAUCAGUGAGUGGCAUUUUAAGGGGUCAUACCAGUAGCUGUAUUUUCUCCACCUUUUGCUGUAUGACUUACAUGAAUACAAUCACCUUGGGGAAAGGCUUUUUUGACAAAGUGCAAACUUGUGUAAACCAAUACUACGCUAUUCUUGCAGAAGUAUUUCCUCAUACUAGUUUGCAGUUAGGGGGAAUUUUCACAGAAAAUGUAGUAAGACCAUUUUGGAAAGUAUAGUAAUGAUCCUUAACAGAGUUUGAUAACAGAAUUACCAUUAACAUGAACAGCUUGAAAAGGUUUUAUUUCCUAACCCCCUGAGAGAAUGUUUCCUCAACAACAGAAGUCCUUCAGCUUUAUAAACAAAGAAUUAAGGUUACUAUUAACAAUAUAUAAAUGGAAUGUUUUAUUAAGUUUUUUUUAAUUAAUGUGUAAUAAUCUUAUAAUGUCUUAUAUCUUUAAUGUCAUUCUUUUACAUAAUAAACUUGAUUAAAUCAAACCUA
Scatophagus argus is the source of this 4519-nucleotide messenger RNA. It is a transcript of the gene zdhhc7, whose product is annotated as zinc finger DHHC-type palmitoyltransferase 7. The transcript is spliced from 8 exons. Lineage: Eukaryota; Metazoa; Chordata; Actinopteri; Scatophagidae. Gene Ontology annotation, cellular component: endoplasmic reticulum; Golgi apparatus. Gene Ontology annotation, biological process: protein targeting to membrane; peptidyl-L-cysteine S-palmitoylation. The record is from RefSeq and is a predicted model, not a curated record. Gene Ontology annotation, molecular function: protein-cysteine S-palmitoyltransferase activity. Bases 291 to 1253 code for a protein of 320 amino acids.